Messenger RNA from Microstroma glucosiphilum, 1424 nucleotides. RefSeq names its product putative Rds1 protein. The record is from RefSeq and is a predicted model, not a curated record. The coding region runs from base 180 to 1310 and encodes 376 amino acids. Lineage: Eukaryota; Fungi; Basidiomycota; Exobasidiomycetes; Microstromatales; Microstromataceae. The transcript has 2 exons.
UAGUCGAGAGUAAUGUGACAAGGAGGGCGAAUAUAUGAAGCAAGGGUGGCAAAGUGGAUGAGAGUGAACCUUCCUACCCAGUACUCUUGAAGUUUGACGCCCGAGGCGCCGAGCUUUCUCGCCAGAUCCAGGAGCGCGACCCUCUCCUAGAGCCAGCCUUGGAGGCUCUCCACGCCCGAAUGGCCGAGCGAGUCAACAAGCGUGACGUCUCGCCCAUUGUCGACAGCGUUCAGCUCGGCGCUGGAAGCACCCUUCACGGAGGCCAGAACUACACUGGCUACAAGAACCCCAUUUCCGCUGGUUUCACCAAGGACCCACACUACGCCGCCUUCUCCGCCUUCGACUUCCACUCCUUGAAUCUUGGUGUUCACCAGGAGCUCAUCGAGUUGGACCUCUUCAACUACAUUAUUGCCAAGUUCUCCGUUCAGGAGUUUGCCGACGCCGGUCUCUCUGAGGAUGACAUUCACCUGCUGCGAUUCUUCGCACAGCAGGAAGUUGGUCACGCCGUUGUGCUGAGCAACCUGCUCGGCGCCAAGGCACCCAAGACUUGCAAGUACUCGUACCCCUUCAACACAGUGCGUGAGGCUCUCCUCUUCUGUGAGGAGCUCACACGAUGGGGAGAGAGCGGAGUCUACGGCUUCCUUCCCAGCCUCGACAACAGUGCCAACGCACAGAUUCUGCUUCAGUCUAUUGCCACGGAGGCUCGUCAGCAGUACACCUUCCGUCAGUGGCUCGGUGUCAAUUCCGUCGACAUCUGGUUCGAGGCUGGUACCCCUCAGGCCUGGGCAUGGACCUUGCUCAGCCCCUACAUCGUAGAGUGCCCAUCUCACAACAUCCCCGUCGCCUUCUCGAUCUUCCCCAAGCUGACUGUCCAGAACCAGCCUGAUCUCAUCGCUGUCGGUAAGGCUGCUGGAGGUCCCGCUAUUGCUUCCAACACCACCGCACUCAGCGCCGCUGGUCGACAGGUCUUCUUCGAGUGGGAUGCACCCGGAAAGACCCAGGGACCCUACGGCGAGAAGACUGAAAUUCUUGCCGACGACAAGACUCCCCGCUAUGUUGCCUGGCUCCAGAGCUACAACGUUACUUACAGUGACCUGGAGAAUGUCACCAAGACCUCCGACGGCAAGUACAAGGGCUACACCUACCAGCCCGGCGGACUGAUCUACCCUCAUAACAGCUCCACUCAGGGAGUCAUCAACGGAACUAUGUUCACCGCCAUUACCAACUCGAACUCCAUGUACACCCCACUCAACCUGACCUUGAUCAACGGCGCCACCAUCGCUGGUCCUGCCAUCUACCAGGCCGGAUAAGCGCAAAAUGGCGAGACAAUUCUCCCACACAGUCUCCCACAAUUGUCUCGUGGCUCACUGUACAUCAUCUUCUCUCCUACUCUUUUGUCUUCAUGCUUUUUUCUUCUUGAAUCU